Mirounga angustirostris (Northern elephant seal) is the source of this 2959-nucleotide messenger RNA. It is a transcript of the gene PDLIM4, whose product is annotated as PDZ and LIM domain 4. NCBI's taxonomy places the organism in Eukaryota, Metazoa, Chordata, Mammalia, Carnivora, Phocidae. Gene Ontology annotation, cellular component: stress fiber; filamentous actin; adherens junction. The record is from RefSeq and is a predicted model, not a curated record. Gene Ontology annotation, molecular function: actin binding; muscle alpha-actinin binding. Bases 2004 to 2846 code for a protein of 280 amino acids. The transcript has 6 exons. Gene Ontology annotation, biological process: muscle structure development; actin cytoskeleton organization; heart development.
UUCCAAGCCAAGCAUGGAUGGAGCCAGGCUUCCCCUGACCUGUUCUACUCUGCCCCCAAAUGCUGCCUGGCCAUGGAGCAGGUGAGAGCACAUUCUCUACUAUCACAGAUCUGGGUUCAAGUCCCAGCUCUGCACUUGAGAACUGUGUUAUCCCCCAGCAAGUGAUUUAAUCUCCAAGCUCUCAGUUUCCUUAACUCCAAAAUGGGACCAUUUUAGGAUUGGGAGAUUGGAUGCUUAUGAUGUACCAGGUCUGCUCAGGGUGAAAAGCUGGGGUCCUGUCUUCCAGCCCCCAUUCCCAGUUCUCACACAUGCAGAUUCUGGGAGAUCAAGACAUGAAGGCCACCUUGACCCCCUGGGCCAGCAUUUCUUCUCCUGAUCACCUCUCACCAGCAAGGCCUCUGACCCUGCUCUCUGUCCUACCUGCUAUGCCAGGACCUAUGCUCCAAAGACCUCUUCAACGUGGUUUCUGUGGAAGAUCAGCCUGGUGAGCUGACUGGAGAGAGCUAUUCUGUGCCCCCACCCCAGAACUCUAUCCAGACCAGUUCCCUACCUGCCCUCUUAUGUAUAAGGGCUCUAAUCCUCCACGGACUUCUCCACAGGAUGAAAAGUGAAGGAAGGGCCCAGCUUCCCUGCUAUGCUUAUUUUGUCUAGAACUUGGAGCCAGUUAUCUAACAAUCCAAGCUAACCCAUACUUUGUGGGCAUUUCUGUAGGCCCAGAACCUUCCUGGCAUCAGCUCCAACCUUGGGCUUCUGGUGGGGUCUGUUUGCCCAUUGUGUAUGUUACAAGAUGCAGUUACAUGGCCCAUCCUUGGGCUGUCAUUUUGCUUAAAGAUGGUAGAUGUUGGGCGCCUGGGUGGCUCAGUCAUUAAGCGUCUGCCUUUGGCUCAGGUUAUGAUCCCAGGGUCCUGGGAUUGAGCCCAGCAUCCGGCUCCCUGCUCGGCGGGAAGCCUGCUUCUCCCUCUUCCCUGCUUGUGUUCCCUCUCUCGCUGUCUCUCUCUCUGUCAAAUAAAUAAAUAAAAUCUUAAAAAAAAAAAAAAAAAAAGAUGGUAGAUGUUAGCACCUCUCAGGCCUGAAGUGAAGGCCUAGGGAUGGAGAUUAAAUAAGCCCUUCAUUCUGAUCUGCUGCCUUGGGCCGCGCUCUUUGCUCUGGGUACUUUGUGCACUCUGACCUCCAGACCACAGGCUUGUACUUCUCUUCUGGGCAGAGCUUCAGGGAAGUAUAAGGCCGUCUUAACCACAUGAGAUGUCCUAGACUGAUCUCAGCAGAGUUCCGAGUGGGCGGAGGCCAUAGGUGGAGCUGUGAGUUAGGGCAGUUCCUGGGAGCCUGGCUGAGAGGGCUGGGGCCAGGCACCAGUGGGGAUGGUGUUGCCCUUGGGCAGCAGAGCUUGGUCGCACAGGCCUGUGGAAGGCUCUGGAGGAGAGAGGCUAGUCUGUACUGGGUUAAGGAACGGGCCACGGUGUGGAAGUGUAGAGUGAGUGUGGUCUACAGGUGUAGAUAGAUAGUUAAAAAUCCUUCAGUGAGUUGGGGAGAGAGAGGCCGUGUUGAGCUGCUGGCCCAGUGAUGAGUUCUUGGAAAGCCCCAGGAAGCCUUUUGAGGUGAAUGGGGACAUUAUUCCCCUUCCGUCUAACCAUCUAACCAGCCUCACUUCACACCCACCUGUCAGUCCAGGGUCUGUGCACCCUAUGGCUUGCCUCCUCACAGGGCUACCGAAUGGCAGGACUGGGCCGCAGGCCCAUAGCCUCUCAGUCCCGCCUGCCCUGCCUGCCCCGCCUGCCCGGCUUAUGGCAGGUUUAUGAUGUUUUUCUCCCUCCUGAGUGGUGUUUGGCUUUUGGUUUCUAUGGUGAAGCAGGAAUUUCCUAAUGGCCUGUUUCCCAUCUGGGCUGGGCAGACAUUGGUGAUGACUCUGCCGGCAGCAAGAGGGGAGGAGCACCCCUCAAAGCCUUUAUGUCACCUCCCCCAGAGCCCAUGGAUGCCUGACCUCCAGGCCAGGCCAGAGGCUGUGGAUGGAAGAGGAUAAGCAGAUGGGCUCCUCACUGAUCAAUGUACCUGAAGGCAGGAGCUGGCCUGGUGCCCCAGAGGACAGCAAGGCUCAGACACAAAGGAUCCACACUGACCAUGAGGCCCAGGAUGGCAGUCCAGCGACCAGCAGGAGGCCCUCAGCCACCGGGAUUGGGCUAGAAGAUGGCAGGCCAGGCCUGGGACCUCCUUAUGGGCAGCCAUCUCACCUCCCAUUCCAUCACAAUGGCAGCAGCAAUGAGGCUACCUUACUGACCCAAAUGAGCACCCUGCAUGUGUCUCCACUUCACAGGGGGAAGGCUGGUACCACAACCGUGUCCCUUGGUGCAUCUCUUUUGCCCAGCGCGGACACAGCCAGAGGCCUCCCACGGAGCCGUGACUGCGGCGUGGACCUGGGCUCAGAGGUGUACAGGAUGCUGCGGGAGCCGGCCGAGCCCUCGGCUGCGGAGCCCAAGCAGUCAGGCUCCUUCCGCUACUUGCAGGGCAUGCUAGAGGCCGGGGAGGGCGGGGAGCGGCCUGGCUCCAGCGGCCCCCGCAACCUCAAGCCCACGGCCAGCAAGCUGGGCGCUCCGCUGAGUGGCCUGCAAGGACUGCCCGAGUGCACGCGCUGCGGCCACGGCAUAGUGGGCACCAUCGUCAAGGCGCGGGACAAGCUCUACCACCCUGAGUGCUUCAUGUGCAGCGACUGCGGCCUGAACCUUAAGCAGCGCGGUUACUUCUUUCUGGACGAGCGGCUCUACUGCGAGAGCCACGCCAAGGCGCGCGUCAAGCCACCCGAGGGCUACGACGUGGUGGCGGUGUACCCCAAUGCCAAGGUGGAACUCGUCUGAGCUGCUUCCGGAACCUCCCGUCCCCGCUUCUGCUUUUAAUGCCCCGGCGCGGCCCAUGUAAAUAUGUGUUUGCCCCCUGCCUCUCUAAUAAAUUCCCUCUGUUCGGCCUUGAA